AUGAUUAAUGCGAUUAGUUCAGUGAUCAGAGCCCAGGCAUCUUCGUACUUAGGCCGAAAAGCAUCUCGGGUCGGAUUCAUCAGGCAGGCCACAACAAUAGUGUCGAGUGAUCCGGGUAGCAAGCACAACAUGGACAAGGCAGAGAAUCCGAACCAGAAAACUGGAACUGGGGAUGUGAUGUCUCAUUCGUUUGGCGAGGGGUAUGCAACUCGCUCCGAUGAAGAAGGAUUUGGAGGGGUAUAUAGCGAUAACCAGAAGCUUCCUAACAAGGUUGAGCAGGACCAGAUGAUCCAUGAGAACAACCCUGCAUAUGACAAGACUCAGGGUAGUGAAGUGAAGGAGAAGGAGAGAGCUCGUCACCAACCCAAUGCAGACUGA
This is a messenger RNA of Argentina anserina (silverweed cinquefoil), 378 nucleotides long. RefSeq lists its product as uncharacterized. The record is from RefSeq and is a predicted model, not a curated record. Bases 1 to 378 code for a protein of 125 amino acids. The transcript is spliced from 2 exons. Lineage: Eukaryota; Viridiplantae; Streptophyta; Magnoliopsida; Rosales; Rosaceae.